CCUGUUGCACAAAAGUAGAAUUAAGACAUCCGGGAUAAAUGACUCAGCUGAGCUCAAUGAAGCCAAAACAUGUGCGUCCAGGCUUAAUUGGUUGCACAAAGACCAAGCCAGGAUGAGCAGACACGGAUUCAUUAAGCCAGGUGAAACCAAUCCUGGAUAGGUGCGAGCUCACGGCUCACUCAAAUAGACCCCGCCACAGAUCACAGAUUAACUGAUUUACCAUGGCAACUAGAGCCGCGUACUUUUCCCCGUCGGAAGCACAAAUCCUCAUGGAGGCAUACGAGGAGGUAAAAGAUAUAAUUAAGAAGAAAGGCAACACCGCCACAGUGAUAAAGCAAAGAGAAAAAGCGUGGCAAAGUAUUGCAGACCGCCUGAAUGCAUUAAACAUGAACGGGCCAAAACGGACAUUGCAGCAGGUCAAAAUCAAAUACAAGAACAUUCUGCAGAAUGGUAUGGUCCCUGACUAAUAUUUAACAAAGCACAAGCAUAUAUUGUACCCAGAAGGUGCCUGCUCACACAUUGUCUGUACUGUUUUAGCAGUGAAAAAGAAUACCCACAGACAAGGCACGGGUGGUGGGUCACCAAAGGCUGACCUUACCCCAGCAGAGGACAUGGCCUUGGAGCUAAAUAAAGGCAGGCCCGUCUUAGGGGGGGAAGAGACGAGCAUAGGUUCCUCCCAAGAUGCCACCCGCUUCAUUCAAGUGUCUGGCAGCACUGUGUUCCUGUUAGAGCCACCAGCACAAGCACCAGACGAUGCUGAUCCAGGUGAAGGCCCCAGUGCAGCAGCAACAGCACAUGAUGGAGACGAUGAUAAUGAGGAGGAGACCAUCUCUCUGGAUUCCAGAAGGCAUGAGGUAUCAUGGACCCAGAUGCUAUACAGUGGGAAAACCAGCCUGGCAACAUAGUGCGUAUUAAUAAAAGGACACCACAUCCUGCCAAAUUCCAGCUGCGCUAAUUGUAUUGUGUUCACAGAGCUCACAAGCUAUCAGAAAGUUGUAUGGCAACUACCUCCGGCGCCAAAUAGAACUGGCAGACAUAGACAUUCAGUACAAGAAGAAAAAGAUGGAAAAUCUUGCACUGGAGUCCGAAAUAAAAAAGAGGACAAUUAGGAAACUGGACCUUGAAAUAAAAAAACUUGAGAGGGAGCUCCAAGAAGAUGACACAGCUCAAAAUAAAAAUUAGCAAUCAGUACAACCAAGUCAUCGUUAUAAGGCAUCGCCCUCUUUUGCCCACCCCCCCAGCACCAGGUGUGGCCACUAGCCUAUAUGAAGGCCCAAAAUUGUGUGUUCCUUUCUGCUCUGACAAUGGCAUGCCCAUUCGUGCGAGAUGUGGUGGAUGAAGAAGCACUUGUGCUGAGGAGAUCCUUCAGGCGAGAAAGGGUCUUCAGGGACCGGUUGGACCCACUGGCCUUCCCUGACGACCAUCUAUAUGAAAGAUACAGGUUUUCUGCAGAUGGCAUCAGGUAUCUAUGCAGACUACUGGGUCCCAGGAUUAAGCACCGCACUGCACGGAGCCAUGCACUGAGUGUGGAGCAAAUGGUUUGUGUGGCCUUGCGCUUUUUUGCUAGUGGAGCCUUCCUGUACUCAGUGGGGGAUGCAGAACAGCUGAACAAGGCCACAAUUUGCCGCACAAUAAGGAGUGUGUGUCUGGCUAUCAAAGCAUUAGCAGAUGUCUUCAUCUCCUUCCCUGGCCACAGAAGACUCUGUGACAUCAAAGAGGAGUUCUAUAGGAUUGCAGGUUUCCCCAAUGUCAUUGGUGCAGUGGACUGCACACACAUAAGGAUAAAAGCCCCCUCAGGUGCCCAUGAGGCCGAUUUUGUGAAUAGGAAAUCCUUUCACAGCAUUAAUGUUCAGAUGGUCUGCAAUGCUGACUGUGUGAUCGGCAAUGUUGUGGCAAAAUGGCCUGGCUCAGUCCAUGACUCCAGAAUCUUUCGGGCCUCUGAAAUCUAUCAGUGCCUAUCACAAGGUGAAUUCUCUGGUGUGUUGCUGGGAGACAGGGGGUAUGGCUGCCAGCCUUUUCUCCUGACACCUUUCACAGACCCCCAGGAAGCACAGCAGGCCUACAACCAUGCCCAUGCCAGGACCAGGGCCAGAGUUGAAAUGACCUUUGGCCUCCUGAAGGCACGCUUUCACUGCCUUCACAAAUUAAGGGUCAGCCCUGUUAGGGCAUGUGAUAUUACUGUGGCUUGUGCUGUCCUCCACAAUGUGGCCUGCCUGAGGAAGGAGAGGGCCCCAGAGUGCCACCAGCCAUGGACUGGGACAAUCCGGCAAUCUUCCCUGAUGACGACAGUGGUCGGCUGCUGAGGGACCAAUAUGUGUUGAAUUAUUUUAGUUAGUAUGUGUGCUUUCAAUUUUGGUUAAAUAUGUCCUGCGGUGGCAGAGGAAUUUGGGUUUUUUUGGGUUCGUUUUUUACGAAUUUGGCCUCUUAUGAUGUUUGUGCGGUAUACUGUGUGUAAUACAAGGCUGCAGGGAGGCUACUGCAUCCAUUCAUUUGUCUGUUCAGUUGAUGUGUAUGGAUUUGUCCUGCAUUUAUUUUAGUGUGCAGACAUGCAGGGUGUGUUAUAUACAGACCUUUGAAUGUGUAUGUAUCAUUUUGUAUAAUAUGCUUGGAUUCUGUGCUUUCCAUCUUGUAGAGUCACUGUGACUUCAGUUUCGAAAGGAGCUGAUGGUUUACCUGCUUUGUUUUGUCCUUAUUCAAUAAAGGAACAUAAUGUUACACAUUGUGUUUUUAUAUUCA
Messenger RNA from Oncorhynchus gorbuscha (pink salmon), 2736 nucleotides. Its product is annotated as putative nuclease HARBI1. The transcript is spliced from 10 exons. The record is from RefSeq and is a predicted model, not a curated record. Bases 1266 to 2303 code for a protein of 345 amino acids. NCBI's taxonomy places the organism in Eukaryota, Metazoa, Chordata, Actinopteri, Salmoniformes, Salmonidae.